Molecule: messenger RNA, 417 nt
Organism: Orbilia oligospora ATCC 24927
Lineage: Eukaryota; Fungi; Ascomycota; Orbiliomycetes; Orbiliales; Orbiliaceae
Exons: 1
Coding region: 1-417 (138 amino acids)
Source: RefSeq, a predicted model, not a curated record
AUGUGUGGGAGGAAACAGUCAAGGUGCAAGUGCAGGGUCAAGGCAGCUCUUUGGUUGAAGCGUGAAGAUGGACCUUCCGAACAAGCUGACCUCCAAUGGCAACUGUCUAAAGGCAUUAUCAUCUUCAUCAUCAUUGAAAUGAUGCUAGCGAGAGUGAGCCGAAUCAAGAUGUCUGACAACCAGCCGAAACAGUCCCUUGUAUCUGGAAUGCUUGAAAAAGGCGAUAAAGGAGAAUCUAUGAUGCAACUCCGGGUUCAUCUGUAUGACCUUGCACCGACAACUUUGCUGGCCGCCGGCAUCCAAGCUUCCACUCAUAGUUGGCCUAUUGAAAGCUUUAUUUCCUUUGCAAUACUUCUUGCCGCAUAUAUCAAAAGUAGGAAAGCUUGGACGGUAACAGCCUGGGUGAAAAAUAUCUAG